AUGAGAGAUUGGCACACAGAUGACCACACCAGUGCAUGCUUCGAAAAUGAACAGAACGGAAAGAAGUACCUAAACAGGAUCGAUAACGGGAAAGGAGGCGAGUACGUCUGUCGAGGCGAACCCCCAGGAAGAGGUGAACCACCCAACAGCGGCAGUGCCAAGUAUCCCCCUCACCGAAAGAGCCUAACUGAGAUGAACAAAAAUAAUAGUAACAAUCCCCUGGGGGGUGAAGAAAAGCAAAAAAUGGUAGAGAACGAUAUAAAUAGGUCCUCAAGUAGGUCUUACAAGCUAGGUAAUGUAGUGGGCAAUGGAAGCUUUGGAGUCGUCUAUGAAGCCGUCUGUCUGGAAACAUCCGAGAAAGUAGCUAUCAAGAAGGUCCUCCAAGAUCCACAGUACAAAAACAGAGAGCUCCUAAUAAUGCAGAACCUAAACCAUGUGAACAUCAUUUUUCUGAAGGAUUAUUACUACACAGAAUAUGUGAAAAAAAAUGAAAAAAAUAUUUUCCUAAAUGUAGUGAUGGAGUUCAUUCCUCAGACAGUACACAAAUACAUGAAGCACUAUGCGAGGAACAACCAUUCCUUACCUCUCCUUCUGGUGAAACUCUACUCCUACCAGCUCUGUAGAGCAUUAGCUUAUCUGCACUCCAAGUUUAUUUGCCACCGAGAUUUGAAGCCACAGAAUUUACUCAUAGAACCCAACACACAUACACUAAAACUGUGUGACUUUGGCAGUGCGAAGAAUUUGCUAGCUGGCCAGCGUAGCGUGUCCUACAUCUGCUCACGGUUUUAUCGUGCCCCGGAGCUCAUGUUGGGCGCCACCAACUACACCACGCACAUCGACUUGUGGUCCCUCGGCUGCAUAAUCGCCGAGAUGAUUUUAGGUUACCCUCUCUUCUCCGGCCAGUCCAGCGUCGACCAGUUAGUUAGGAUCAUCCAAGUGUUAGGCACACCGACGGAGGAGCAAAUGAAAGUGAUGAACCCGAACUACGCAGAUGUGAAGUUCCCUGAUGUGAAGCCAAAGGAUUUGAAAAAGGUCUUUCCGAAGGGAACCCCCGAGGACGCCAUCAACUUUGUGUCCAGAUUCCUCAAAUAUGAACCCCUGGAACGGCUGAACCCAAUCGAAGCCCUGGCAGAUCCCUUCUUCGAUGAUUUGAGGGACCCUUGCAUCAAGUUACCCAAGUAUAUAGAGAAGCUGCCCGAGCUAUUCAAUUUCACCGAGGAAGAAAUCAAAGAAAUGUCUGACGCCUGCAGGCGAAAGCUGACAUCCAAACGUACCUACGAGGCGUAUGAACAGUUCCUAAUGAGCAAGACCAGUGAUAACUCCAACAUGGCAGACAAUUUGAGCAAAGAGUUUGCUGAAUCUAGUAUGGAAACUAAGUCCAAUCGCGCCGUGAACCUCGCCUGA
This is a messenger RNA of Plasmodium coatneyi, 1404 nucleotides long. RefSeq names its product CMGC/GSK protein kinase. Gene Ontology annotation, molecular function: ATP binding; protein serine/threonine kinase activity. Bases 1 to 1404 code for a protein of 467 amino acids. The record is from RefSeq and is a predicted model, not a curated record. The transcript is spliced from 7 exons. NCBI's taxonomy places the organism in Eukaryota, Apicomplexa, Aconoidasida, Haemosporida, Plasmodiidae. Gene Ontology annotation, cellular component: cytoplasm. Gene Ontology annotation, biological process: signal transduction; protein phosphorylation.